Molecule: messenger RNA, 258 nt
Organism: Trichosporon asahii var. asahii CBS 2479
Lineage: Eukaryota; Fungi; Basidiomycota; Tremellomycetes; Trichosporonales; Trichosporonaceae
Exons: 4
Coding region: 1-258 (85 amino acids)
Biological process (GO): intracellular iron ion homeostasis
Cellular component (GO): nucleus; cytosol
Molecular function (GO): 2 iron, 2 sulfur cluster binding
Source: RefSeq, a predicted model, not a curated record
AUGACCGUCACCCCGCAGCAGAUCGAGGACAAGCUCCGCGCAGCCAUCCAGGUCGACCAUCUCGAAAUCAUCGACACCAGCGGCAACUGCGGAGGUGCAUACAACGUCGUCAUUGUGUCGCCCGACUUUCAGAAGAAGAUGACGCUGGCCAGGCAUAAGAUGGUGAACCAGAUCCUGGCUGAGGAGAUCGCCAACGUCCACGCCUUCUCUCAGAAAACAUUGACGCCCGAGCAAUGGGCUAAGGAGCAGGCAAAGUAA